AUGCAAGGCGAACUGCCAAAGAAUCUCAGCAGCCUCUGCGACUUGUUUGCGCUGAGGUUGUCCUUCAACUACUUCACCAGAGAUAUUUAUAAAAUACUAGCCAAUCCUUCCAGCUGCUUUCAAGAUAAAUUGAGAUUCUUUGAUCUGGGCUGGAACAAUUUCAGUGGUAAACUGAGGAGCAUCUCAGCGCUAAUUCUGUCCAAUAGCAGCAUAUCAGAUAUCAUCCCUAACUGGUUUUACAACAGUUCUUCAAACAUUGAAGGUCUGGAUUUGUCGAAAAAUGAGUUGAUUGGACAAAUUCAAGAAAGAUUUGAUGAUAUGAUGCCAAAAUUACUCAACGGGACUCUUACAGGAAAGUGCUUAAGUGGCGGCAUUCCUGUUUCUCUGUGCAAGAUGAAAGACUUGUUUGUGCUCGACCUCUCAAACAACCAGCUAUCGGGAACACUCCCCGACUGGUGGAAGAGCUUACGACAGCUAGGUGGACUAAACUUGGGAAAGAACAAUCUCAGUGGCAAGAUUCCAACAUCCAUGCGCUCCCCACUGCUCACGUUUCUGGGACUACACGAUAAUGAUUUCCACGGGAUUCUUUCAAGAUGUUUGAGCAAUAUGACUUCCUUGUUUGGAGUUGAGAUGCACAAGAAGAGCAUAACCCAAUCAUACACCACCACACUUCAAUAUCUGUUCACUGUUGACCUUUCAAACAAUAGGUUAAAUGGACAUAUUGUCCAAGGGUUGAUGCAGCUCUACAACCUUCAAAAUCUGAACUUAUCGGAUAAUAACUUCGAAGGGAGAAUCCCUUCAGAAAUUGCUAAUCUGAUUCCUUCAGGUGCCCAGCUAUGUACGUUAAAAGAGACUCAUAUCUUGGGAAUGAUGGACUCUGUGGGCCUCCGCUUUCAAAGAAUCGCCCGGGAGAUCAUGAGCAGUCUGAUAUUCAUAAACAGAUUGGUGAUGAGUCAGAUGGCAGAGAUGAAUCCUAUACUCGUUGGUUAUAUGCGGCCAUUGCUCCGGGUGACACUGGCAAGUUCCAACAAUGAAGCUGGCACAACCAUAGUCAUUGUAAAGGUACCUUUAGCUACAGUUUCUUCUUUUAUGGUUAUACAGCUUUGA
This is a messenger RNA of Punica granatum (pomegranate), 1107 nucleotides long. The record is from RefSeq and is a predicted model, not a curated record. Lineage: Eukaryota; Viridiplantae; Streptophyta; Magnoliopsida; Myrtales; Lythraceae.